UCAUCAUCUUGCGCACGGAGCGGUCACUCAUCAGCGGCGCAGUCAUGUCGAGGUCUUUCUACGUGGAUUCUCUAAUAAUCAAGGAUACGGUGCGACCUGGACCGGUCGAGCAUCCAGGACAAGACUUCCUCAUCCCCAUCAGCAUGCACUCCCCGAGCAUGAUGACAGUCACCGCUCCGGUGUGCCCGUCCAGGAAGAAUGGCACGUUCUGCGUUUGCCCGCUCUGCGUCACGUCCCACAUCCACUCUUCUCGUGGCGGGAUUCCCAUGCUGAAGAGUCAGUUUCCAGGAGUGGAGGCGCAGUACUGUCAGAGACUAGCGCAACAGUCUCCUGCGCUCGCGCACUCUGGACAUACACCUGUCUGCACGCCCACCUUCAGCGUCACAGAUCCCAGGAGAUACCACUGUCUCUCUAUUGGUACUUCCGAAAACAACCACAUACAGAAUGGCAAGAGGAUGCGCACGGCUUUCACAAGCACGCAACUCCUGGAACUUGAAAGGGAGUUUUCAGCCAACAUGUAUCUCUCGAGACUCAGAAGAAUCGAAAUUGCCACGUAUUUGAAUCUGUCAGAAAAGCAGGUGAAAAUCUGGUUCCAAAACCGCAGAGUGAAGCACAAGAAAGAGGGCAAAGCCACCCAGAGGAGCGCGCACAGCGGUUGCAAGUGCACAACCGCGCACACGGACUAUCCACGAUCAGAGGAUGAGGAGUCUUUAUCUCCGGUCUCCGCUUCCGAAGAUAAAGAGGUGUCACCUAUGUGAGAGAAACUCGAAACUGCAAGUACCAGUCCUGGCACUUAACUCUGCCCCCGCAUGCUGCAGUUAUGGAUCGUGUCUUCACGCAACCUCUGAGCCAAAAAAAUGUCCUGCAUGAGAAGAAGUGUUGAGAAGAUUCACUGUUUUUUUUUUGAUCAUGUACAUUCCUGUUUAUUUUAAAGAAAAAACAAAACUGUGACUAGUUUUUCACGAUAUAAUAAUAUGACCUACUUUAUGUAAAAGACUGAUGCUACUUUGUUAUUCACGGGGUUCGCGCUUCCUUUCCUGUUGCUGUCAGUUAUCCCCGGUAAACUGUCAAACACUGUCGUGAAGUUGUGUGGUCGAAGAAAUAGAUAUAGUGCAGGUCUGAUGUAGACCUGCAGCUUGCACGCUUGGAUUUGUAUACAAUAUGCAUAUCUGUAUUUAUUGUAAUAAA
Cololabis saira (Pacific saury) is the source of this 1188-nucleotide messenger RNA. It is a transcript of the gene gsx2, whose product is annotated as GS homeobox 2. Gene Ontology annotation, molecular function: sequence-specific double-stranded DNA binding; DNA-binding transcription factor activity, RNA polymerase II-specific. Lineage: Eukaryota; Metazoa; Chordata; Actinopteri; Beloniformes; Belonidae. The coding region runs from base 45 to 758 and encodes 237 amino acids. Gene Ontology annotation, biological process: regulation of DNA-templated transcription. The record is from RefSeq and is a predicted model, not a curated record. Gene Ontology annotation, cellular component: nucleus. The transcript is spliced from 2 exons.